Molecule: messenger RNA, 1544 nt
Organism: Bacillus rossius redtenbacheri
Lineage: Eukaryota; Metazoa; Arthropoda; Insecta; Phasmatodea; Bacillidae
Gene: His2Av
Product: histone H2A.V
Exons: 5
Coding region: 106-591 (161 amino acids)
Biological process (GO): heterochromatin formation
Cellular component (GO): nucleosome; chromatin
Molecular function (GO): structural constituent of chromatin; DNA binding; protein heterodimerization activity
Source: RefSeq, a predicted model, not a curated record
UUGGCUUACGUAAGCCACGUGACCACUUUCAUACCCGCACCGGUUGAUGUGUUUGGCGGGUACACAUAGCGUUCUUUGCUUUUACGUUGUGAUAGGAGAAAUACCAUGGCAGGUGGGAAAGCUGGAAAAGACUCUGGUAAAGCCAAGGCUAAAGCUGUUUCAAGAUCUGCGAGAGCUGGAUUACAGUUUCCUGUGGGAAGAAUCCAUCGGCAUUUAAAGAAUAGGACGACGAGUCAUGGAAGAGUAGGAGCUACCGCAGCUGUUUACAGUGCUGCGAUACUGGAAUAUUUAACAGCGGAGGUAAGGACGCCAAGAUGGCUGAUGUUUUAUUUUCUUUUGUGGCGUCACCUCAAAUUUCAUUGUAACACGAUUUUAAUGACUAAUGUUCGUAUUUGUCGGGUGCUGGAGUUGGCCGGCAAUGCGUCGAAGGACUUGAAGGUGAAGCGAAUCACGCCGCGCCACUUACAGCUGGCCAUCAGGGGAGACGAGGAGCUCGACAGCUUGAUAAAGGCGACCAUAGCAGGAGGCGGUGUCAUCCCACAUAUCCACAAGUCUUUGAUUGGCAAAAAGGGAUCUCAGAAGCCUGCAUAAGUGUGCUGUCUUUUACGCUACCCGUAAUUAUGAAGCACGUUUUAUAGGGAAGAGACGUUUUGUUGUAUGACAAGAGUGGAAUAAUGAUUAGUUCUGUGAAGGAAACGUGUGACAGAAAAGGGGACCUUGAUAGUGUGUUAAAGAAUGUAUAAUGUUGUUUGGACGUCAUUCCAAAUUGGUUUUUAUACACUUAGCAUUUGGGAUUGUGACCAUGGUGCCAGUGUAGGAGAGUUAAAUGUUAUGUCUGAUUGCAUAUUUUUUGUAUGUGUUUAAUUAAUUUGUGUAUUUUGUCACAAAUAAGCACUUCCACUUGUAUCUGCACAUAAGAAAUGCAGUUAUACUUGUGCAAUCUAGGCAACACUUUUAUACUUUUAGUCUGUAGCUGAGUUCCAUUUCUAUGCAUGAAUACAGUGUUAUAGUUCAGAAUUUUGUUUUAUGACUAUGUGGAAUUGUCAUUAGACCAGACCUUUUUUAAUUUAAUUUCACCCACGCAGAUAUGUUCCCUCAAAUAAAUGUCAUUUCUUCAUGUUACAGAUGUAAUAGCCAUUGUCUAGUGUUUUUCAGGUAUAACAACCAGACAGUAUUUCCUGACCAAAAGCAUGGUAUUUAAAUUAAUGCUGUCUUUAGUUUAGUUUUUCUACAGUUGUGUGUGUUACCAUUUACGUAUGGUAAAUUUUAUUUAGUUUGAGUGUGAUGGAGCUAAGGAGAAAAUAGAACAUAAGAAUGGUUCGAUUCGAUCGGCCACGUGUUGAAUUGAGUGUUACGAUGAAUAAAGAAUGAUGGGCUUUAGUAAAUGUACUUCAAGUUUCUUGAGAUCUCUGUUGUGAAUUUUACUUUCACUUGCUGUGUCCAUCAAAAACAUUGAAUUGAGGAGAGCAAUUUUGUCUGAGAAUGGUGUUCUGUAGCAUGAUUUCAUUUCAUAAACAAUAAAUAUUGACUAUUUCUAUUAGUUA